Messenger RNA from Bactrocera tryoni, 2713 nucleotides. RefSeq lists its product as uncharacterized. The coding region runs from base 1911 to 2408 and encodes 165 amino acids. Lineage: Eukaryota; Metazoa; Arthropoda; Insecta; Diptera; Tephritidae. The record is from RefSeq and is a predicted model, not a curated record. The transcript is spliced from 4 exons.
GGUAAUUUGGCUUGUUUACAUACCCAUUCAGCCAGAAAUGAGCCUCAUCGCUGAACAAAAUUUGGCUUGGAAGCGUCGGAUCUUCAAGAGCAAAAAAUGAUCUGAAAAUUGGGAGGGUCGAGCAGCUUCUUUUUUGUGUAAGCCUUAUUUUUUACGAUUUAAAUUUAAAAUCUCGUCGUAAAAUGUGAAAAAGUCGUUCCACACAUCAGUCCGAGUUGCUGGCCGAAUCGAUUCUUCAGUGCAGACUCACAGCUACGGCUGGUAUAUUUUCUUCACUGCGUGCUGAACGUAGUCUAUUCGAUAGGAAAUUAUCUCGUAACGAAUGUUGGCUCUCAAGAUGGCGGGUGGUGUUGCGAAAAGUACGCUCAGUAUGCCGAUUAUGUUGACCAUAAGUUGAUCGAAGCGCGCGAAACACAUUCUUUACAGAACUUGAAUUUUCGUAAUAAAGUUGAACGACUUGUAAACGUUGUAAAAAAGUACCUUAACUUGGAUCACCCGUUAAAUGAAUUUGGAAUAAGUAGGUGUGCAUACGGCAUGUGUAGGACGGUCCUCCAAGCAUUACGAAAGUAACCAAAACUGGUGACGUCAUAGCAUAGCGGCAUCAUCAUUUAAGAAAGAAGCCAAAAAUAAUUAUGUGACGGCACAUUUGAUCGUUUUCUAAAUUGUUAUGAUAUUAAAUAAAUUAUGCCCACUCUGCAGGGGCGUACACUUAUUUCGAACUGUUGAAUUUUAUGAGCAAAAUUCGAAGGGGAGUAAACCCUUCCAUGCGUUCUUUAUGACGCUUGCGUCAGGAAAUUAUCUCCAACUGACAACUUUUUUUCAUGUUUGAUUGCUCAAUAAGAAACUUGGAUAUCGUGAACUACUAGAAUGCUUUUUGGCUUUUGUCUGCUUUCAGUUCCUCCUCCUACAAAGCCAACACCUUGAUUUCUCAACAGGCAUUACUCGUACAUAUAUUUAAAUUCGCUUCUACGAGACCAAGCGAACUACUUCGAAAUUUUAACUAUUAAAUUGCGCUAAAAUUUUAACUCAACUGACACAAAUACAUACAUACACACGUAUUCAUUUAUUCUGUGUGGUAAAGAAAUGAAAAGUGAAAGUGCCCUCAUUGCGCCGAGUUCAAUUUCCAUUUCAAAGGUAAUUUGCUAAUUUUAAAAAUGUAAAUGCAAAUGUCUGGGAAAGCCAAGCCAAUGCUCAUAUGCUCAUAUGCUCAUGGGUGGGUUUGUCAGUUUGUGGGUUCGCUCAUUUCAAGGAAACCAAGCAGGCUAUCCUCGUGCCGCGCGAUUGGCGUAAUACACACACACAUAAACGAGCAGCACUUAAAUGCGAUUAGCGGCACUUCACAUGUCGCACGCAAUUAUGGACAUUUCCACCAACUUACACGCAUACAUACACAUAUAUAUAUAAAUAUAUAAAAUAUAAAGAGUAUGUAAGCAGCACUCCCACAUUUGGCUGAAGGAACCAUUGACAUAAGCAUAAGCCCACGUGCAUUUGUUGGUGUAUGUGUGUGUGUGCAUUUGUACAGUUAUUUGUUUAAUUUUUCUUCGCAUUUUUUAUUGUUGUGGCCACACAAGGCUAUCAGCGUAGCCUAGCUAGUGACUAUGGCAGCUAGCGCGAGUAGCGCUCGACCGUCGCGGCGCUUCGGCGCUUAAUAAUUUUGACUGGUGGCACUUUGCCAAUUAUCGAUUUUCACUUAAUAAUUUUGACUGGUGGCCAUUAAAAAUCACCAACAAACCGCCCGAACUCUAUGGCUCUGUGGGCGACCAUUUCGAGUUUCGGUGGAUUAGCGCACACUUAAAUAGCGAUAUUCAUUUUGCCGAUGGGCAAGCAAAUCUCAAAAAAGUAGCAUAAAAAGUGUUUUUGAAAUAUAUAGAAAGACCAGUGAAAGUGUUUGUCACACACAUUGCUGUUCUAUGAGUAUGCUGGGUUUCGUGUAUCUCUUCUUGAUACUCGGCUGGAUACUGAUUGUGUUGUUUCUCAAGUGCAAAAAGUCGAUCACACCACAUCUCGCCUUCACCGAGCACUACACGGACGCAAUAGCGGCGGGUCGUCGUCCCUCGGUGCACAUCAUAGAAUUGCCACCAGACGAAAUGGAUAACGAAGAACAAUUUUUGGACUCAUAUCAUCAGCAGAGUAACAGCUUGCGCAGGCAUUCCAAUCGCUCGCAACGCUCAGCGCUGCCCGACGAGCGCACCAUAGAAACCACAUAUCCCACAGAUGCGGUUGUGAAUCCGGCGUAUAUGCACGACGAGGAGUACAUCAUCAAUGAUAAUUCCACACAACACGCACAAACACAAGUUAACUCACGCGUGGAAACGCCACCGCCUUCGUAUGAGGAAGUUAUGCGCCAACCGGAGGUGUAUCCUAAAGUACACCAAAGCGUGAGCAAAGUGAGCGACGCGAAUAUUUAAGCGCCACUCGUCCGCCGCGCUGCCCUCCUCUCCGGUUUCGCUUGCACUGGCGGACAAAGUGUACAACCGACAGACUUGUGGGUUGCCGCUGAGUGCGGUGCGUACCUGGAACGAGUGGUGCAUGUGCCUGCAUAUACAUACAUACGUACACAUAUAAGCACAUGCCUGUACAUAGAACCUUCAGCUGUGAUUUUAUACUUAAUAUAAUGCAAGUUUAAUUUUUAUAAAUGUCAAACGUGGUAUAAAUAUAUAUAAUAAAUGGUUAUGAAGCCGCUAUUGAUCCCUCUAAGAGCCGCUUUACGUGA